AUGCUGUCCAGUGACGAGGAGGGCGUACCAACCCUCAUUGUCGAGACAAAAAGGAGCCCAAGAGGAGCGGCCAGUGAGGGAGCACAACCUAAACUAGUGGCAGUUCCAAUACCAAUACCCGGCCAAGAAGAGACGGUUGCUAACCCAGAGUCAAGGACGAAUCAAGAUCAAGAUCAAGACUGGAGUGUGGAGACACAAGAGAUGGAAAACCAAAGAGAUGCGGCUAGGAGGAUGGGUCAAUGGGAUCCAAUGCUGCUCGAGGUGGAGAAUAAAAAUGAGGACUUGAUGAGACGGUUGAGACUAAGUGAGAGGGUGCAAGUACGUGAACCUGAGGGUGAGGCGGAAGCGGAACCCGAGAAGGUAUCAGUGCCAAUGGCCGAGUCUGAUCCGGGAAAUGGUCAAGAACAAGUGGAGAAAGCGAAUGAGGAAGGUGAACCAAGAGAAGUCGGGAGUGAACCCGAAGAGGAGCAAAAGAUCACCGGAAGUGAACCCAGGAGAAACCCGGAAGAAGACCCUGAUCAGGAACCAAGUUGUGAGGAGGUAGAGGAAGCGAGUCAAUUGUUGAGAGACUCGAUGAUGGAGUUAGUAGAGAAGCUAGCCGAGGAAGAGAGGCUAAGGAAAGAGAUCGUACUGUUGGAGCAUGGUCAAGGAAGCGAGAAGCAGACUAGGCUGAUGAGUGAUAUCAUCGGGCCCGUGGAGCGUGAAGAGAUACGACCACGGAGGAGAAUGAUAAGAACCCGAGCUCAAGCAAGGAAGCGAGUGACUAAUCCUUCCCGAGUAUAG
Camelina sativa (false flax) is the source of this 783-nucleotide messenger RNA. Lineage: Eukaryota; Viridiplantae; Streptophyta; Magnoliopsida; Brassicales; Brassicaceae. The record is from RefSeq and is a predicted model, not a curated record.